Molecule: messenger RNA, 2097 nt
Organism: Bombina bombina (fire-bellied toad)
Lineage: Eukaryota; Metazoa; Chordata; Amphibia; Anura; Bombinatoridae
Product: gastrula zinc finger protein XlCGF26.1-like
Exons: 4
Coding region: 85-1455 (456 amino acids)
Biological process (GO): regulation of DNA-templated transcription
Source: RefSeq, a predicted model, not a curated record
GUGAGUACCUGUUACUUGGGUGACUGAGAAGAACCAGACCUCGGAGAUCUACAUGCUGACUGGGAAGGAACAAAUAAGGAACAAAUGGAGUUUGAUGAAGUUGCAGUUUAUUUCUCGGAGGAGGAGUGGGGCUGUUUAACUGAAGAACAAAAAGAUCUUUAUAAGGAUGUGAUGAUGGAGAAUUACCAGACCCUCAGGUCUCUAGGAUAUGUUCAUGCGAAACCUGUACUGGUUACAAAGAUUGAGCAUAGAGAGGAGCCGUAUGUGAGCAGUAUUCCAAUUACCAAAGGUGAAUUCACAAACUGCAGUUAUUCUGGUCAGAGUGCAGAUGCUUCUUUCAGUCUUCUCCUAAAUCAAAGAAACCACGUAGGAAAUGUAUGUUCUGAAUGUGGGAAAUGCUUUACAGAGAAAUCAUUUCUUUUUGACCACCUGAAAUCUCAUACAGGAAAGAAAGCAUUUUCAUGUUCUGUCUGUGGGAAAUGUUUUACUUCCAAAUCAGAUCUUAUUACCCAUCACAAAAUUCAUACAGGAGAAAACGAAUUUUCAUGUUCUGAAUGUGGUAAAUGUUUUACUCGGAAAUCAUAUCUUAUUAGGCAUCAGAAUAUUCACUCAGGAGAAAAAGCCUUUUCAUGUUCUGAAUGUGAGAAAUGUUUUACUCGGAAAUCAUAUCUUAUUAGGCAUCACAAAAUUCAUACAGAAGAAAAAGCAUUUUCAUGUUCUUACUGUGGGAAAUGUUUUACUCAGAAAUCAAAUCUUAUUGAACAUCAGAAAAUUCAUACAGGAGAGAAAGCAUUUUCAUGUUCUGAAUGUGGGAAAUGUUUUACUCGGAAAUCAUGCCUUAUUAGGCAUCACAAAGUUCACACAGGAGAUAAAGCAUUUUCAUGUUCUGACUGUGGGAAAUGUUUUACUCAGAAAUCAAAUCUUAUUGAACAUCAGAAAAUUCAUACAGGAGAGAAAGCAUUUUCAUGUUCUGAAUGUGGGAAAUGUUUUACUCGGAAACCAGAUCUUAUUGUGCAUCACAAAAUUCACACAGGAGAAAAGGCAUUUUCUUGUUCUGACUGUGGGAAAUGUUUUACUCACAAAUCAAAUCUUAUUGAUCAUCAAAAAAAUCAUACAGGCGAGAAGGCAUUUUCAUGUUCUGAAUGUGGGAAAUGUUUUAUUCGGAAAUCAUAUCUUAUUAUGCAUAACAAAAUUCACACAGGAGAAAAAGCAUUUUCAUGUUCUUACUGUGGGAAAUGUUUUACUUGGAAAUCAAAUCUUAUUGAUCAUCUGAAAAUUCAUACAGAAGAGAGAGAAUUUUCAUGUUCUGAAUGUGGAAAAUGCUUUUCUCAGAAAUCAUAUCUUAUUAUGCAUCACAAAAUUCACAAAGGAGAAAAAGCAUUUUCAUGUUCUGACUGUGGGAAAUGUUUUACUCGGAAAUCGACUCUUAUUGAUCAUCAGAAAAUUCACACAUGAUAGGAAGAAUUUUCAUGUUCUGACUGAGGAAAAUGUUUUACUCAGAAAUCAACUCUUAUUGAUCUUCAGAAAAUCCAUACAUGAGAGAAAGCAUUUUCAUGUACUGAAUGUGGAAAAUGUUUUACUCAUAAAUCAGAUCUUAUCAGACAUCAGAAAAUUCAUACAGGAGAGAAAGAAUUUUUGUGUUUUUAAUGUGUUAAAUGUUUUACUUAGAAAUCAAAUGUAUUACUCAUCAGAAAAUUCAUAUUAAAGGAAAUUAGAGCUUAACCUCUUAAGUGUAGAGGCACUUAGUCAUCAUCUGUACAAUGUAUAGAGGGCUGGUGAUGACUACAUGUGGUCCUCUGGUGGACGAUCUUUUGGAGCUGUUUUAGGAUCCCUCUGCAUCUCAAGUGGUUACAAGUUGGCCCAGUGUGUUAGUCAUCCCCAAGGGAAUCUGGGGGCCCUAUAUAGGUUUGAAUAGCUAAGUGAUCACCUGGCACAAAUAAAAUGUGUAUUUAUUCUGAAUUUAUAUUUAAUUUUCCUUAUUUUAGAAAGAUCACCUAAUGCAAUUAUAGAUCCACAAAAGUUUGGACUAUAUAGGUCAGAUAAAAACGUACAACUAUGUUUAUUAAAAUUGUAAUAAACAUAUGAAUUUGUUCAAAA